This is a messenger RNA of Paramecium tetraurelia, 4902 nucleotides long. RefSeq lists its product as uncharacterized. Lineage: Eukaryota; Ciliophora; Oligohymenophorea; Peniculida; Parameciidae. The record is from RefSeq and is a predicted model, not a curated record. The transcript has 2 exons.
AUGGAAUUAAAGUCUAACUUUGGUGGCAAAUCUUCUCUGGAUUAGGAUAAAUCCGCAAUAGAUAAAAUUCAAAACGAAGUCAAAUUGAUAUAUUUCAAAGUGACUCAAUCGCUCUUGAAGGAGGAAGAACAAUCAAUCGUUCUCAAUUUACUAGCCAUCAUCAUUCAGUUCUUUUAAGCGACUUACAUCAUCUUCAAUCGUCAAACAUGGAAAAUUUGGUAGACUUUUGAAGUAACCGAAUGGCUUAAUAAGAUAUUUGGAUAUUCGAUGCUAGUUCCUUACUUUAAAAUGCUAUCAUUUCCAGCCCUCGUUGCUAUGAUGUAUGUCUGCUUAGGUUUGGUAGUCUUUGCAUUCAUGCUGAUCUUCUUUCUAAGCUAUAGAUUGAAAUCAGCAUUUACAUGGCCAAUAUACAUUUUGAGAAUUUUGAUUCAAAUGUUCCUCUCAAUUCUCUACAUGCCAAUCAUGGAUCUAUUUUUUUCUUUGAUUGCUUGCACAACGGAUGAAAAUGGAGAUAAUGUAAACUAAAUUUUUAAUGAUGUUACUUGCUGGUAAGGAGUGCAUAUAGUACAUGGUAUUGUAUCCAUUUUGGGAAUUGUUAUAUUCUAUCUAUUUUGUAUUACUUUUGCUAUGAUUUAUUAUGAACCAAGAUAUCUACCUAAAGAACCUCACUCUAAGAAGUCUGGUAGAAAUUUAACAAUUUUUCUAACCUAUGAACUAGUGAUGAUCAUAUGCUAUACAUUUAUGGUGGGAAGAUCAUAUGAUUACCUAUUUAUUCUGAUUAUGUUGGUUGGCAGUUUUAUUGUGUUUUGGAAAAUGCACAUUGAAAAUCCACACAAUAAUGUUUACAUAGCUAAAAUGUGGUCUAUGCUUGUAUCUGUUAAUAUGUGGAGUGUCAUCCUAUUAUGUUUUGCUAAGUUCCUUGAGGGUUAGUUGUUUUUUGGAACAAUCUAUGCUUGGUUAUCAGGAUUACCAUUAAUGAUCAUAGCAGUUUUAAAAACCGAAAAGUUGAAUUAUGAUUUGCUUUUGACUAAUCUAAAUAAGGUUACAGAUCCCCAAGAUGUCCUGAAUUUGACAGAUCAUCUUAUCAAACUGUACAACAUUUAAGAUGCAGAUUCAUAAUUAAUGAUUGAUGGAUUCCUAGAAAUACACAGAGCCACUUGUGCAAGAGAGGAUUGUUAUUUAAAAUAAAAGAAACUACCAAAUUAGAGAUUGGCUAAACCAUUCUUUAAGGAUUAAAACCUUCAGGAAAGAGAUGUUGAUUUACUGAUGGUUCUAGGUUAAAUUUAUUUCAAUCAAAUAAAAAGAUUCCCAAACGAAAUAUCCUUAAGAUUGAGAUACUCGUUGUUUCUGCUGGAUCUAAUGAAGUAGAGGUAAUAAGCUUUAAAUGAACUAAUAUAAACCGAGUAAUUAUGUCCAAGCUUUGAUAAUGAAUUCAUAAUUUUUAGGUAUAAGUAAAUUGUAGAAUAUGAAAUGAAUGCAGCAUAGAAUGAAAAUAUGGGUAAUUUGGAUGUUGCAACAGAAUUAGCAUUUCAAAAUCACAUGAGAUCAUUUUAGAAUAAAAUUGAAAGAGCAACCCUUAUGCAUAUGGACUUCUGGUCCUAAUUAUAGGAAGACUCCCCUGAUUUAGGUAAAAUGAACAAUAUUGGAGCCAAGAUUAAUUUAGCAAUUACUUAAGUUGAAGAGCUGUGGAAUAAAAUGCAAAUGAUGACACAAAAUCUGCCUAAAGCAAUGAGAUUAUAUGGAAAAUUCAUUAUUGAAGUGUUAUAAGAUAAAGAUUACGGAGAAGAAUUAUUAGAGAAGGCUCGUAGACUAUAAUAGUAAAAUAGUAAGAACAAGAAUAAAUAGAUGAUUUCGAUAUUAAGUGGUGAAGAUUUAAGUUAAGAACCUAAUCCCACUACUUUGGUUUCAACAGCGGCUGAGAAAUUUGCUUAGAUAAUCAAUUUAAAUUUAUCAUGUUGCAAUUUAUUUGGAUAUAGCAAGUCGGAAAUGAUAAAUAGAAAGAUCAACAUUUUUAUGCCAAAUCUUUAUGCUAAGUUCCAUGAUUCUUAUGUCGAACACUUCCUUUAGACAAAUGACAAUAAAAAUAUUAACAAAGAGAGACUAAUCUACAUUAAAUUGAAAUCAAAUUACAUAGCUCCAUGUUUUUUAAUGUUGAAAAUCAUUCAAUCUUUGGAUGACAAUUUAUAAUUGGCUGCACAAUUUAGAUUACCUAAAAUAUUCAGACCCACAUGCUACAUCAUUACUGAUUCAGAGGAAGUUAUAGAUUCUAUAUCAGCCUCCUGUAUCCCAUUGUUGAGUAUUGAUUAGAAAGUGAUUUCCCACAAAAAGGUGUCUUUGCUAGAUAUUUUCCCUAAAUUUGCAGAAAAUAAAUCAUAAUACUUAACUAAACUAGGAGGACUGCUGUAGUUUUCAGCCUAAUAGUCAUAAUUCAGUAAUUCUAAUAUAACAGAAGAGAAGGAACAAGACCAAAUAACAUUCAUGUGUUACAUGAGCGAAGUAAUGAAUGAUACAAUUGAUUCACUUGCUGGGUACGUCGUAAGAUUAGAAUAGUAAGGAUAAGAUCAAAGUGUCAAUUAAGAGUUGCUUGCAAACAACAAUGCUUUGAAGAGUGGGAGCAGCUUAUAAUUCAAGUUUAACCCUCAACGUGCUAUGUUUAGUGGUGAAUUUGUAGCAGAUACUAAUUCUUAGAGGGUAGAUUAAACCAUCUUAUGGGAUUAAAAUGAUUAAUCAUCUAUGAUAUCCUCAAAUUAGGUUGAUGUUCUGAAUACAGGGAAUAUAAGAUCAUAAAUGAAGACUGAUAAAUCUGAGGAAUAGAAUUUAAACAAUAAAAUUAACUAUGGAGAAGGUAUUAAAAUAUUAAGAUUGUUUGAAAACAGGAUCUAGGACAUAGAUGAUAAGGAUGAAAUAAUGUCAGAUGAUGAGGAGAUUGGGAAGAAUAGCGUAUUUUAAAAUAAUUAAGAAUAAGCAAUAGAGAAUGAUUAAUAAAGAAACGAGUAGAAUAACAUUUUUAGAUCCAGAAAGAAUCUAUACUAAAUUAUUAAUAGUAAUUAAACACCCAAAGUGAUCACCAAAUUAGGUUGGACUGCAAAUAUACUUGCAUUGAUUUUGGUCGUGCUUUCUUUCGUGGAUUUCUUCAUUAUCUAUGCAUAAUAUGAGGACAUUUAUAAUACAAUCCUUUUGGUUAGGAGCUAAAAUUAAAGAAAUGCAGAACUCUAAACGAUAACAACGAGUGUUCAGAAUCUCUUAAUGUUAAAUUUAGAUGUUUGGCAAUUAAAAACAGAUGCUGAUAAAAAGGCCUAUGAGACGACAUGGAAAACUAAAUUGAAUAACUCAAUUACUAAUGUUGAUAAUUUAAAUAAAGAGUUGAUGCUGUCUAAUGUAGGCUUAAGUGAUUCAAUCGUAAAAUAACUAAGUACUGAUAUUGUCACAAUGAGAUCGAGUGAUGGCAAUGAAUAAUUGUAUGAUUUAUCUGAAGCAAUUUAAUAAAUAAUCAGUAAAUCACUUAUAAUCAGAGAAAAGAAUAUUGCCAAUAUCAGUAUGAAGGACAUUGAUGUAAAGUUUGUGCUUUAUAAUUCCUUGAAUAGUUUAAUCUAUUAACUAAGAUUAUUUUCUACUAUGUACGCUAAUGAGUUGAGAAUCAAAACUUAGAACAAUGGCGAAACAUUCCUAUUAAUUCUAGGAGUCUCAGCUGCUGCUAUAGGACUUGGUUUGAUCAUUAUGAUUAUUGCUAUGAUAUCUGUAAGCAAAAACUAAGAAGAAGUCUUAGCCAUGUUUUUAGAUCUCCCAGACAAAACUGUUAAAUAUCUGUAUAAUAAAAGUGAGAACUUUAUUUCUAAUUUGUAAAUGGGUGAAGAUGAUGAGAUGAUGUCAGAAAUAGACGAUGGGGAAAAGGAGGAGUAGGAAGAGUUAAAUAAGACGUUGAAGACAAAGAGAAAGAAGAAAAAGUUUAAGAAUACUAAUAAAGAUCAAAGAAACUUUAUUUUUGGCAUAUUUUUUGUUUUGUCAGUAACUCAAGGAUAUUUUGUGUUGAAUUAUAUUCUAAGCAAUACAUUUCUUACUAACCUUGAUCAAAUGAUACCAGAAAUCAAUGCAACUGCCAGGGCUGAAAGCUUUUAUAGAUUUGUUGAUAUAGGAGAAAGAGCUUUAUUUUUGGAUAGAAAUUAAACAAUUUUGAAUGAGGAUGCUUACACAAUUGUGAAAAAUAAUCUUAAUUCACUUUAUACUUUAGACUCAUCCAUGCACCAAGAACAUUCUUUAAAUGUAGAAAUUACUAAUCAAAUAUACCUUGAUGCUUUUAAGGAAAUGUUUAUGUCUCAACCGUGUACAAUUAUGGCAACUGUAAUGAAUGAAGUUAUUGAGUAAGAUUGUUAGACUUUUGCAGAUGGAGCCAUCUUUUAGGGAAUGGCAGUUGGAGUUGCUCGUUACUUUGAAAAUUUGAGGUACAUAAUGACCAUAUAUGAUUAAUUUUGGAAUAAUUCGAAAGCUAAUUUUACUUAAUUGGCUCGUGGAUUUGCUACGUUUAAGAAUAUCACUAAAAAUUAAGAUAAUACAACAAAUUUAGUUCUAAAUCUUAAUAAUUUCAAUCACACAAAAGAGGCAAGAUAAAUGCAGGACAAUUAUCAUAGAGGAACAUUUCGUUAUUUAAUUAAAAAAAUGAUUGAGGGAAUUUACCAAGAUAUGGAAAGUAGUAGAACUUAGCUUCUUGCAUUCUUCAUUGUAUUUGAAGUUCUUUUGUUCGUUAUAUAUUUUAUAUUGUGGUUGCCAUUGGUUGUUAAAAUGACCAAAGACAUUUGGAGAACAAGAGCCAUGAUCAUGAUGAUUCCUUUGAGAGUUAUCCAAAAUAUUAGAUCUAUUAAAGCCUACAUCAAAGACAACAUACAGAUAAAUGAUAUUGAUGUGUGA